This is a messenger RNA of Clonostachys solani, 2160 nucleotides long. The record is from the annotation of a GenBank genome assembly. Lineage: Eukaryota; Fungi; Ascomycota; Sordariomycetes; Hypocreales; Bionectriaceae.
AUGGAGACUAGAUCUCGUCUGAGGCCGAGGAAAGAAUCGUCGACGGAGAAACUCGUUCCUGCAAAAAGGACGAGGCUUGUCACGGCAGGUCGCGGGCGAGGGCGUAAGCGUGCAAAGGGGCACAGAGAACCAACUGCACAAGCUGAGAUCGAGGUGCACCAUGAAGAUUCCCCCCAGGCUCACUUCUCUCCCCACAAAUCAGCCUAUUCACGCCGCGGUGCCCCUUCCUACCGAGUUCCUCGUCGCUCAAAUCUUGGGGAUGCAGCUGAAGUAUCAAGCCUGCUGAGCGUCUACCAAGUGCAAGAAGGGCAUGAUAGCGAGGAUGACGGUAGUUCACCAAUUCGUCCGAACCCUGAUGAAAUCAGGAAGACCCAGAAUAGGGCCAUUCUCCGUGUAAGGUUGUCCAACCUGCAGGGCCUCAGGGAAGCCAGCGACGAACUUGUGUCAGCCAUCAGGAGACAUGAUACUCAGAACAGCAGAAGCUCUUCCUUGGAUCUAGACGUGAAAAGAGGCGUUCUCGAGUCUCGUCUUAUCGCUUACCAGGAAGACCGCGAGGCCAUAUUCAUUCAACCAUCGCUCAUUGCAGAAUUGGCCGAGCCAGAUCCAGCUGAUUUGGGAUUGGUUCGUGAGGAUCUAGAUAUAUUGCAGGUCCUCGGAAAUGCCAAUCUCGCGAGUGCCCUGAACUUGCUUCACCGCAUUCGAGCUGGUGAUGAAGAAGAUGUUCUCUCAUCCCUGGAAAGACUUGACGACUAUUUCGAUGAACUCUUUGCCCCUUUCGGGAAGGAGAGCCAAAACGUUCGCCAAGCUCUUAAUCUUCGCACAAGUGUCUUCAUCAACAAGCUUGGUCCUGUUACUGGGAAAACAGAGCCAUACCCAGUUAUUGCAGAAGUAUUUUGUAAAGCUGGUGAUGCCGAGCACCCAGAAGAUUACGACAGUCUUUUCGAGCAGGGCCCAUUCAAGCCACUUGGAAUGGUGCAUGGGGAAGAUACCGAUACGCUAUGCAUUGAGAGGAUCCAAGAAAUCCUUCAACUACUAGAGGAUGAACGUAAGAGACCAGGCAGUCUAGCUCGUGCAUAUCCCACGGGGGAGAUACUACAAGGAGUUGAAGAUUGGAUCUGGGAAGUAUACCAAGCAAACAAAAACGAGCUCAGCGACCAGAAAGCAGAAGCACAGCGGGCCUCAGCCUCUCGUGACAUUUUCCAUGAUGCAGAGGAACGACCUGGGGCAGAGGAUACACAAUCCACAACGGAGUCCCAACCCAUUAUACGCCUAGAAGAGAGCCAGCCGAGGGGGCUCAGUCUCUCCAAGUUCUCAAUGACACGUCGCAACCGGUUGAACGGCCAGAGGAAACUCAGCCAAGCCCACUCUCGAAACACAACGAUACCUCCAUCUAACCAGCAACAAGAGGCUGCAUCCCAAACCCCUCCUGAAGACUACGAUAACGAUAAUGAGGCCAUUCUCGGACCGCCGCCGCCAAGUAACGGUAGUAUCGCGGUCGGCGAACCGCCAGUCUCUGCCAAUACAGAUGCUCAGAGCGAAGGAGAGCCCGAGGAAGAGAGUGAUGACGAUGACCCUUUCGAGAAGGACUCUAGACCUGCCAAGGACAAGGAUAGGGUGGUAAUUCACAGUAUCGGUCCAAGGCAGGCCAGGACGUCAAAAGCAGCACAACUCAUGCCCCCUCCUCCACGUCCCAGUGCUCCGCGGCCCACGCCGACCUCAACUGCCCAGCCAGGAUCCUCGCCAUCUGAACCGCCACCCUCCAGCCUUCGAAGCGUCUCCACCACCAGCCAUGGGAGUUCCGGCUUCCAUCCAUCUUCCAGCUUCAAGUCCAGGCAACCGUGGUCAAGCAAUGACACCAACCUCCUGAUAAACCUGAUUCACGUUAAGCAAGCCAAAUGGACAAAGAUUGAGGAUGAGAAUGACCGCUUCGAGCACCCCCGCAACCAGCAGGCAUACCGCGACAAGGCCCGCAACCUCAAGGUCGAGUACCUCCUCUCCGACCGCGUGCUUCCGCCAUCUUUCAACCUGGUCGCUCUGAGCAAGAAGGAGAUUGAUCGGCUGAUUAGCUUCGGCAAGAAUCCCUACCGCAAGGAAGAUGAUUUAGACGACGACGGAAACCCGAUAGGCACUGAGUAUGCCAGACCUGGCGAGUUUCCGUAG